Molecule: messenger RNA, 5963 nt
Organism: Salmo salar (Atlantic salmon)
Lineage: Eukaryota; Metazoa; Chordata; Actinopteri; Salmoniformes; Salmonidae
Product: polyisoprenoid diphosphate/phosphate phosphohydrolase PLPP6
Molecular function (GO): sphingosine-1-phosphate phosphatase activity
Source: RefSeq, a predicted model, not a curated record
CCAGUGUGCCUUGCGCUAGGAAAAACAAAAAUGGCGUUUCAGGAAAGUUGUUGAGGACGUAAGAGGAAUUGUCAACUGUGAAGCGGUGACAUUAAACCUAAAUUCAAACACAGAAGCCGAACAAAAUGCCUUCUCCUAAAGCCAAAAACAGCGCCAAUCGCAGUGGAGGUGGGAGUCCAGGUCUCAGUGGCAGCACCAAUGGCAACGGACGCUACGAGUUCAUGUCGCUGAACCGAACCCCUCCAGCCACUCUCUUCCAGCGGCCGGGCUCCGACCAAACCGCUGCAGCCAGACUGCGGGCCUCAGAGAGCCCUACCCGGCGAAGAGGCUCCGGGUCCUCCACCUCCUCGAACACAGGCAUGCCCGAAGAGGACUGUAUGCGGCUCAACCCUUCCUUUAUCGGGAUAGCCCUUAGCUCCCUCCUCGCCAUAGACCUGUGGCUCUCCAAGCGGCUUGGCGUGUGUGCCUGUGAAGAUUCAUCCUGGGGCAGCAUUCGACCAUUGAUGAAACUGAUAGAGAUUUCUGGACAUGGAAUACCAUGGCUGGUCGGGACAGCCUACUGCCUGUACAAGGCUGACAGUGCCGCAGGACAGGAAAUUAUGUUCAAUCUCUUCAUGGAGGCCAUCCCUCUCUCCAUCCCCACAUCCAGCAGAUCUCUCUCUCUGCUCCACUCUUCACAACAGAUCAGGCAAGCUCUCAUUCUUGACCUGAUCCUGGUUGGAAUCGUGAAAGCGGUCGUCCGUCGGCGCCGCCCAUCCCACAACCACAUGGACAUGUUCGCCACCUUCUCCGUGGACCGCUACUCCUUCCCCUCGGGGCACGCCACCCGGUCCACCAUGUGUGCCCGUUUCCUGCUGGCCCACUUGGUGCUGGCCGCCCCCCUGCGGGUGCUUGUGUUCCUGUGGUCUGGUCUGGUGGGGCUGAGCCGGGUGCUGCUGGGAAGACACAACAUGACCGAUGUGCUGUUUGGCUUUCUGAUGGGCUACUGCCAGUACAACCUGGUGGAGAUGCUCUGGGUAUCAUCGCUGGGCAUGCAGGGGUUCCUGGGGCUCAUCCAGGGGUGAGAGGAGGGGGUGGGAGACAGACGCCCUGUCCCAAUAUGUAUGAAACAUUGACUGAUCCUGUCCCAUACUGACACUGUGGUCACUCAUCAUUGCCUGUUCAAGACAAACAACUACAACAAAGCCUACCAACCAUCCACCCAUAUGUAACUGCAAUCAGAAGUACCUAGGAGCAGGGUGCUCUUCCAUACUGUGAUAAAAGAGAGGGGGAGUGAGAGAAAGUGUGUCUGUGUGUGUGUCUGAGAACACAUCUCUCUGAAAGGGGAGAAUGAAUGCUAUAGGUUGAAACUUAUGAAUUGAUUAUGGUGUCUGUGGGGUGCUCUGAAAAGAGCAAUGUAAUUUAUGGAGGACACAUCAUGUAUUGAUUUAUUUUAAACUUGUAAGGUAUAGAGCCUCACAUUUCACAGGGAAAUGGUUCCAAUCGUUUUUUCCACCAUUCAUUUUUCCCAUAGGGAAUUUUAGAAAGACUUUAAAUAAGGGCUGUGUUUAAAUCUCUCUCGGACAAGGUGACUUUUAUUAAUAUAUUCCGCUCUAUUUACUCUGAUUUGAAAAUUCUAAUUGGCAUCAAACUAGAUAUCAUGCAAGACUACAAAUCCCUGUAAGUUCCAGCACGUCAUCUCUAACUGACACCUUUGCUAACAGGUAUUGUGUCAAUUUAAAACUUGCACAAGACCGUUCACAGAAUUGUCAAUUUUAAAGAAAUGUAGCCAAUUUAUUCAUUACUAUAUUUAGCUAACAUUAGAUAGUUAAUCUAGAGACUCUUACCUUUGCCUGGAUUCGGCAGUCUCGUCCACAUCAUCAUGGCAUUUGUAGUUUUUUAAGAUAGUCACAUUAGCAGCUAAUUGACGUUUACAUUUUGGGGGGUAAAUACAGGCAAAUAUAUUGAUAAAAGUCACCUUGUCCUAGAGCGAUUUACACGGUUAUCAAAAUGCCACGCCAAGGUAAGCCUACAUGAUACACAGCCCUUAUUUUAAGUGUGUCUAAAAAUGAAUGGUGGAAAAACGUUUGGAACAAUUAACUUGUUUGACCACUUUUUUAUUUCUCACUGAAAUAUAGUCACCCUGAAUGUGUUAUUGCGGAUCUUGAGGAAUAAUACCAGUUUUCUACAGAUGGGUGAAUGCUAAAAAAUAAUUAACAUUGAUGAUGUUUUAACCAGAGACAGGAGGCAUGGUUUUCAUUCCAAAUUAGGUUACCCAACAACUUUAUAGCUACGCUGACAUCAAACAUGUAGUUCAUUCAUUUUAUAACCUUUUAAUGUGUUAAACGUGAUCUCUCCUUAUCUAUGGCUCUGAGACCUGAUCCUGUAGAUGGUUCUCAUCUUGUGGAGAGUUGAUUCCUUAUAGUAACUGUCUAAAUAGGUUUGCAACAGGUUUGCAGUGGUUGGAGGGAAAACCAGAGAGGCCAGGGCAGGUUUUAUAGUUCAGUCCCAGAGAUGGUAGAAGUAGAAUAGCUUUUUGUCUUUCUGAUAGAAAGGGAAGAUACCUAGUCAGCUGUACAACUGAAUGCCUUCAACUGAAAUGUGUCUUCCGUAUUUGAGAUCACAAGACGGUGAAUGUCCAAGACUGGUUGCUCAUUCCUGCUGUACUGUUUUGUUACAGGUGUAACUGACACACACACACACACACACAUUGUGUGAUUGCACCCAAAUUGGCCAUUUUAAAUUAUAGGAUUCAUUACAUAUACUACAUAACAUCUGAUUUGGACCCCCAAAAAUUCGAACAAUGAGUUAGACAUGGGGAUUCCAAAGAAAUGGUGAAAAGCCACCCACGGACCACCACACCCCACGCCACUCUCAACCCAACAAGUAUACAGUACCAGUUUUGUAUGUUUGACAAGUAGUAUGGAGCUGCGGCUCGGAGUAUUGUUUCUUCAUCCUAUGUAAUACAUUCUCAGUGAAUUUGGUGAUGAUUUCUUUUCUCCUGUUCAGAGAGAUUAGUCUUUGAAGUUGUUAGGUUUAUGUCCUAUCCUACAUUCUGAUAUUACCAGGUUCUGACCACUAAAUGGUGCUGUUCCUGCUCUUAGGUAAAAAAUACAAAUCCCCCUUCAAUGUUUAAGGGAUACAUCUGGUUGUUGGCAACUCCGCUAAGGGUGGUAAUGGUGUAACCAUGGUGCGUGCCUUAGCCACUGGUUAGCUGUGGGCCGGAUCUAGUGGCCAAGUGCUUUCCACCGUGUCCUUAACUGCCCUACUGUUAAACUGCUCUCUGCUCUGACACACUCAUGGCCUCCCCUCUAUAUGAAUGUACAUUCUCUGGUGCAUGUGAGGCAGGAGUGAGAGACCCAGUCAGAGAGUUCCCAGGUGUCCUGGGUGUUUAGAAUGUUUCUGGUUGUUUACAGACGGUGGCCAUUUUGUGCCCUUACCACUGUUGUCAUUUGGCUGUUGUCACAUUGUGAAGAUCCUGCACAGACCCUAAUCAUGGCAGACGGAACAAUCUUUUGUUGACUCUGAUGAUUAAUAUUCCCUCUUCUAUCCCCCAGCCACUGUUCUCUCUCUCCUAAACUCUGAGACCAAAACCACUCUCUCUCUCCAAACCUCCUCUCAGCUGAGUGGAUUCUGCUGUAACUGAGAGAAACCUGGAAGAGGUGUGUGUGAGAGUGAGUGAGGAGACCACCCACUCAAACACAUCCGCCGUGGUUAAAUAUGGAGGAGCAGCUUAUUAGCCCCGUCUCUCUCUCUUACCUUCUCUCACCCUCACGCUAUUACAGCUUUCUCUCCCUCUCUUGCCCCCCCGUGUCUAUUUCUGCUCAAAGAGAAGAGUCAGACUCCAUUACCGCUCCAUUCCUCAGCUGUUCUUCACCAUUUAUCUUGUGUUCCCUCCAGCUGAAUCACUACCCUUUCCCUUGACUCCCCUUCGCUCAUCUACUGUUAUGUUGCAUCCAAGCUCAAGUAUGACUCCAAACUAAACAUUAAGUAUUUUUCUGGGGAAGAUUUGGUAUAUGUUACAAUGCAGUGAGUGCAGCUACACAUGAUGAGUUGGUCUUGAUUAGUCUUCAUGUACUAUUCCCUGAGAGAUGGUCUACAUCAGUAGGGUAUUUUUCUCUGACUGUUGUAAACAACAGUUUCUCUCUCACUCGCACUCUCACUCUCUCACACACAUACAAGCUGUAUUUCUUCAGCAAUAAUGCAGUAGUAGUAUUCUCAAACGUAUGUUUGAGAAUAUUAUGCCCAAUCAAAUGUUAUUUGUCACAUGCUUCGUAAUCAACAGGUGUAGACUAACAGUGAAAUGCUUACUUAUGGGCCCUUCCCAACAAUGCAAAAAAAUAUAUAAUAACACAAGAAUAAAUACACAAUGAGUAACGAUAACUUGGCUGUAUAUACUGGGCACCAGUACCGAGUUGAUGUGCAGGGUAUGAGGUAAUUGAGGUAGAUACAGUGCCUUCAGAAAGUAUUCACACCCCUUGAGUUUUUUCCCCACAUUUUGUUACAAAGUGGGAUUAAAAUGGUUUUAAUUGUAAUUAUUUGUCAACGAUCUACACAAAAUACUCUGUCAAAGUGGAAGAAAAGUUCUAACAUUUGUUUAAAAAAAGUCAUUAAUUCAACACUAAUAUAUUUUAAUUUAGAUAAGUAUUCAACACUGAGUCCAUACAUGUUAGAACCACCUUUCUGGGUAAGUCCGAAGAGCUUUCCACACCUAGAUUGCGCAACAUUUGCCUAUUUUUUUUUUUUUGUGAAAAAUUCUUUAAGCUCUGUCAAAUUGGUUGUUGAUCAUUGCUAGACAACUAUUUUCAGGUCUUGCCAUAUAUUUUCAAGCAGGUUUAAAUCAAAACUGUAACUUGGCCACUCUGGAACAUUUCACCGUCUUCUUGGUAAACUAUUCCAGUGUAGAUUUGCCCUUGUUUUAGGUUACUGUCCUGCUGAACGGUGAAUUUAUCUCCCAGUGUGUGUGGUGGAAAGCAGACUAAACCCGGUUUUCCUCUAGGAUUUUGCCUGUGCUUAGCUCCAGUAACUACAAUAUUGUUGAUCCAUCCUCAGUUUUCUCCCAUAACAGCCGUUAAACUAUAACUAUUGUAGUCACCACUGGCCUCAUGGCCAUGUGUUAUUUCAUAGUUUUGAUGUCUUCACUAUUAUUCUACAAUGUAGAAAAUAGCAAAAAUACAGAAAAAACUGUAAUGAGUAGGUGUGUACAAACUUUUGAGUGGUAGGCUGAAUCACAACCGGCCGUGAUUGGGAGUCCCAUAGGGCUGUGCACAAUUGGCCCAGCGUUGUCCGGGUUUGGCCGGUGUAGGCCGUCAUUGUGAAUAAGAAUUUGUUCUUAACUCACUUGCCUAGUUAAAUAAAUAAAUAAAUAAUACUGUAGUUAGGGAUAAAGUGUCUCUGUGACGGGCUAGAUAAACAGUAGCAGCAGCGUAUGUGAUGAGUCAAAAGAGUUAGUCCGGGUAGCUAUUUAACAAUCUGUUCAGCAGUCUUAUGGCUUGUGAGUAGGAGCUCCUGUUGGUUCCAGACUGCAUCGAUACUGCUUGCAGAGAGAACUGUCUAUGACUUGGGUGACUGGAGUUUUUGACAACUUUUAGUCCCAAACUACUUUUGGCCAGAACUCUAUAGGCCCCGGGCUUGGAGCUAGUAGUCUGUUUGGAACUGUGCGCUACCAGUUUGGCCAUCUCAGCCUCUGUACAGUCAAAAGACAAAGUUUGCAGACACAAACACCUCCUCACGUGAUCUCGCCAGCUUUAUACACUGACUUAUAACUUUCAUCUAUUGUAGUGUUGUUUUAUUGUAUAAUCCUUCAUCUGAAGUAAUGUCAAUGUAUGCACAUAAAUGGUAAGAUGAAUACAGCAUUGUUAUUUUGGGUUGACUGUAUAUGGUAGCAAAUUUGACUUUAUUCUAUGGAUUUUGGAGGCGUACUCCAGAAUGAUUGCACUAAUUCUGUAUUUAUUGAUUUUUUUAUUAAAUGUGUCAAGUUGUGA